This is a messenger RNA of Drosophila takahashii, 1474 nucleotides long. RefSeq lists its product as uncharacterized. Gene Ontology annotation, biological process: regulation of transcription by RNA polymerase II. Gene Ontology annotation, cellular component: nucleus; transcription regulator complex. The record is from RefSeq and is a predicted model, not a curated record. Gene Ontology annotation, molecular function: DNA binding. Lineage: Eukaryota; Metazoa; Arthropoda; Insecta; Diptera; Drosophilidae.
UGUGUGUGUGAGUGCCAGUGGCAUGCCAUAAAUUUACGCUCCCCGAGAGGGUUGCCUGCCUGGCGAAAAGUGACCCCUGCUGGAAUUUGAAGAGAGCGCACAACGCCCCUGCCUUUGCGUUUGUUGUGACCCUUUUUUUUGUUUCGCCGGCAACGAGUGUUUUGUUUAUAUUCGCCGCCCGUUAGCGAUUCAAAUGCCCAGCCGGGCCGACAAUCGAACCAAUCUAGUGCCCUUGUGCUCUGCACUCAAUAACAAUUGUCAGUUGCAAUCGCAACAUUCAUUUUCAGCUGCAACACUUGUUGGCAGUAACAAGAAAUCGCAGUGUUGCCAGUUGCAAAAAACGUGCGACAGCAGCAACUUCUUUGUGCACGGCAGCAACAAGCGACUCAAACCCCAGUUAAAUAACAAAAUAAACGUAAUUAGAGCAGUGUCGUUCAUUAAAUAAAUCAUUUAUUAUAAGAAUACCGAUUUUAUCGAUGAAAUGAAUAUGCGACGUCGACCUAUUGCUCCCUCGCCGAAUAUUUACGCCACCAAUACCAAAAUCUGUCAUUUGGUGGAAAAACAUCCUUGUCUUUAUGAUCGUUCCGAUGAAAACUACAUGCGGAAAUCGACUGUGAAAAAUGCCUGGAAGGAUAUAUCCAAAGAGAUGCGAAAUUCGGUCAAAAGCUGCAAGGAACGCUGGCGGAACAUUCGCACGAGCUACGCCCGUUCCAUAAAGGUGCACCACGGUGCGAAUACUUAUUACCUUAACAGCGAGCUGCAGUUCCUGCAGAAGCACAUCACUCCCGGAGUUCCCGUUCCGCUAAGGGGUCGUCGCUCAAAGCCCAGGGGUCAGGAGGAAAUGGAGGAUGACGGGACACACGAGACGCCUGUGGAGGCUAUCCUCGAGAUGAAGCAGUCGCCGAGCAGUCCGGAAACGGAGCAUGCGCAGAGCCGCUACAGCAACGACUCGGAGUCUGAGGAGGAGUCCGAUGACGAGAAGGGUUCCUGGCAGGCACGGGUCAGGAAGCGGCUGCGAUUGUCCAAGGAGAGCAAGGAUUCAAAGACAUCCCAUGUUGAAGCAACGCCUGUCAUGGAUUUCGAUGACGCAUUUCUGCAGGGACUGCGCCCCGAAAUCAAGCACAUGGAUUUUCACCAGAAGCUGUACUUUAAGCGUCGUGUUUACGAGCUGCUUGGCGAGAUAUUUCAUUCCGAGGAGUCCGCCUCAUCCAGCCACCCAACGCAUCCGCAUCUGACGGAGAAGGUCAACGGGUCGCUAUCCGUAGCCUCGCCAUCACCAUCGUCCUCGGCUUCUCUGCAGCAUUUGGGGCUUACGUUGCAAUUGCCAAAGCUGAUAACGAAGCCAGCCAAAGAUGUAUAACUUCCGAGGCUGCAAUCGACUGAUUUCGAAUUUAUGUACAGUACAUAGGACAAAUAAUAUUUUAAGUUGUUUUUAAACAUGUUCAGAGAAUGUAUUAGUGAACUGCAUGGAGCA